This is a messenger RNA of Acanthoscelides obtectus, 397 nucleotides long. The record is from the annotation of a GenBank genome assembly. NCBI's taxonomy places the organism in Eukaryota, Metazoa, Arthropoda, Insecta, Coleoptera, Chrysomelidae.
AUGUGUGGUACUCUAGAUUACCUGCCACCAGAGAUGGUGAAGAAUCAGGAGUAUAGUUAUCAUGUUGAUAUGUGGUGUUUAGGUGUAUUGUGUUACGAAUUUCUAACCGGAAAACCGCCAUUUGAAAGCGAAGAUCAAGAUACAACAUAUCGAAAAAUUAGAUCCCUGGAUUUCGAUUAUCCACCAUUUAUUUCAAGUGCUGCCGAAAAUCUCAUAUCCAGACUGCUUGUUCUCGAUGGCAAGUCGCGCUUAUCGCUCCCAGAAGUGAUGAAGCAUCCGUGGAUUCAAGAACAAAUGAAAAAGGCUUAAAACUUUUCAUUGUAAUUUCAUGUGUACUGAAGCUUUUCCGUUGUUAUUUACAUUUAACGAAAAAUAUAUAUUUUAAUACUAACAGAAA